This is a messenger RNA of Lontra canadensis (Northern American river otter), 2153 nucleotides long. RefSeq names its product FANCD2 opposite strand (gene FANCD2OS). Bases 743 to 1399 code for a protein of 218 amino acids. The record is from RefSeq and is a predicted model, not a curated record. Lineage: Eukaryota; Metazoa; Chordata; Mammalia; Carnivora; Mustelidae. The transcript is spliced from 2 exons.
GGACUCGGUUUCUUGGAACGGGAGGACCGUAUGAAAGGGAAGACUUUUUGGCCAGGAGUACAAGGUGUUCCCUAUUUGGGAACUAUUAAAGCAGCCUGAAGACUUCCAAGGUUCAAACCCUCUUGGAGUAGAGGGCAGUGAUUUCCGGGUAGUGGGAGAAGAGGGGUGAAUCGUCUUGAUUUAAACUUUAGGUGGAAGUGGCUUAAAGGUCUGGGGUCAGAAGCCCUCUCUCAUCCCCAGGUUGGUUCUGUCCAGUAGUUAAGGCGGGACCUUUGAUAAAAAGCCUUUUACCUCUGGCCCUAUUUGCUCUUAGGAGGGGAGUCAGGAAAAGGAUCCUGGGAUUAAAUAAUCUUUUUGGUCAUAUACUGAGGAAUUACACCCUUCACACACCACCUUGCCGAGGUGCUGUAGCAGAGGAGCCCUGAUCUUGGAUGUAUUCUCAGGGUGAUGAUAUCAAGCAUCAGAAGACUUUCAUAGUCUGCUUGUAAUAGAUAACCAUCCCCUCAGUGUCAGUUUCUCAUCCUAAAGCAGUCCAGAUAUUUGAACACAGUAAGUGAAGGAGUGUAGAGAUAAGGAGAGACGUAACAGUUGAAAGAAAACAAUAAAUCUCCUUUAUACUAACCACUGUCAGGGACAAGUCUUCUGGUUUGAAAUGACAUCAACUCUUUUUAAAAAAUGAACUUUACUGUUUUACUGUGGUGGAGGAGUCAACUUUUCACAGCAUUUCCUGGGCAAUUACUGGAUGGGAUGGGAUCAGAUCUGCUGCUGUUACCUUUUGUGGGAGAAGAGAGAGGGGCAGAGAAAUAUACUUGGCUGGAAAGAAAAGGGAACUGCUAUGCCCCUUAACAUAAUAGGACUGUCAAUGGCAGGAUACCAGCUCUGGUCACCAUGGACCCCACUGGAUGAGAGCUUCCAAUGGCUGCGGCACACAACACCUACACCUUCUUCAAAGCAUCCCUUUAGGGCUUCCCCCUGCUUCCCACAUACCCCUUCUGACCUUGAAGUGCAGUUGUGCUUUCAAGAGGUCACUCUAGUCCUAGACAGCCCAUUUCUGGAGCCUGGGGUGAGUCCCAAGUUACCCUGCCACACAUCAGAGCUCCGAACCAUGAACAACAAGAAAGGCCUGGUCAGGAAGCCUCAGCCUGUCCGUCUCAGUGGAGUGGAUUCCGUGUUCGGCAGGGUCAUCACAGCUCAGCCACCAAAAUGGACUGGGACCUUCAGAGUUUCAGACAAAUCAGCCUUUUGCAAAAUCAUCAGCCGGGAGAACCAGUGGCCCACUGGACUUAAGGAACCUCAGAUUCAGAUGACAGUGACCAUGUGCAAACAGAUGCUGCGCUCUAUCCUCUUAUUGUAUGCAACAUACAAAAAGUGCACCUUUGCCUUGCAACACUCCAAGUAAAGGGUUCCCAUCUGAUUCCUGUUCCUCAUACCAUAUCCUAUGCUAUGUGCCUGAAGCUUACAGAAACCUGUCCAUGUAAAGGAAACUGACAUCACCCGAGCCAUCUUGCUUUUCUGUCAAGCAGUGGCAAUUCAGGAACUCCUAUGCCAACUCCCCCAUCCCCCGCCCAAAGGCCAGUGACAGAGCAAAGGAGAACAUUUCCACUGUAAAGCUGAAUAACAUUUAAAAGAGAGUCAAACUAGUGUUGACAUGUACAUGUGAGAAAGAACCAUUAAACCAUAUAAACCAACGAGCCUAGUGUGAACUCACUUAAAACAUCGAAGACCACAAUGAGAUGGGGAAACAAAGGGUGUCAAGGAAGGAGAUUAUGGCUUUCCAUGUACAUGAGGAUGAAGGGGUCAAAAAUAUACAGACGGGUCAAGGAUUAAAAAAAACACAAACCAACAAACAAAGCAAAUGAUCUCCCCCACCAAACCAACAACAGAAAACCCUAACCAACCACAUCCUAAUACCAUUGGAGUACAAAAGUGGGUAGUAAUAUUAGCAAAUAUUAAAGAAUAUUUAUAGCCUGGUAAGAAAGAACUUGGAAGCAGCAAUGAAACUGGGCUUUCUGGCAGAACACAAGAGAGCUCCCCAUUUUAGCACCGUUCUAACAAAUCUAUAGAUGUAACUCAGAAUAAUGUGGAAAUUAACAUAUAUACAAAAGUCAACACAAGUUUGAUGGUGACUUUUCCCUUUUUAUCUUACAACUACA